AUGUCAGCCACCAGUGGUCUGAGUGCCCCUUCCCCAGAAGAUGAUCUUCCACCUUCUUCCUACGACGGAAGCCACCUCCCAUGGAAGACAUUUCGUCAACAGGUCCUUGCACAACAUCGCAUCAGAGUGCUGGAAUCUGCGCCCAAAGAAAAGCUGCCUACAGAGCUCCUGGGGACGAUCGAAUCUGAGCUAGUCAACGCCGUCAAAUAUGAACCGCAGAAGGAGCAAUUCCGCGAUCAGGUCAUCAACGGUCGAGGAUUUGGACCCUCGCCGCUCUUCCCUCCCAAUCUGCUACCACCUAUCGAUGACGAACCCCGCCUGGCUCGCUGCAUGGUCCCCGCUUUCAGCAGAGAGGCCCUUCCCGAGCGUGCUAUCAAUCAGAUAGGGCCGCUCUACGAACUGAGCGUCCCCCGCAGUGGCCUAGGGUGUGGAUUUGCUGCCUCAGCCCUCACAGGUGAGGAGCUAGCUGUCCUGCCUUCGUGGCUGGUGACGACAGGGACUAUUGUCCACUUUGACACAGGGUAUAUCUCGCCUGGAGCUGCACUCUAUUGCCCCUUUCUGGUCUUUGAACGCACAUGGGGCAACAAAGAGAAUCGCCUCGAAGCUGCCAACAAUCAAUGUGCUAUCGGCGGUGCAUGGUGUGUCAGGGCUCUUCAGAUGCUGUAUGCCAAAGCCUGGAAAGGAGAGAUGAUGCCAGAAUUACCCAUCGCCUUCUCAUGUUCGAUCGACAACACAUUUGCAGUUCUGAACAUGCACUGGAUUGAUCACGGCCAAGUAUAUUGCAUGUCACCACUUUGCAAGUUUGAUCUCAGCAAAGACGACCACUUCAGCAGUUUCCUCGUCUGGAUUGAUUCCAUCGGUAAAUGGGGUGUCUCUCAUUUGCUUCCUGUCGUCAAAUCCGCUCUGGAGCGUUUGCGUGCAAAAGAAGACACACCACCACCAACCCCGCGGGCAGCCAGGCUGACUCUCGACACAGCAUGUCCGAAUGACUUGCUGAUCAGAUCCCUGAAGCAGACCUUUGAAAACAUUCCCUGGCGCUUCGAGGAUGAUGAGUUCACACCCGUCAGCAGUAGCACUGCCAGCUGGGGCAGCCCAAUGGUCACUGACCUAACAUUUGCAAACCUCAACUAUCCAUCUGUCCCCGCCGCUAGACCACACGGAGGCACGCCAACUUCUGCUGUCCAGAGAAAACAAUUCAUCGCAAACUGGUCGCAAUAUCCAAGCCCUCCACCAGCAUACACACAGAAUAGUGAGCUGGUGUGGCAGAAACGCCUCAACCACGCCAUGGAUGAGAUCCACGACCUGCAACGUCAAAUCCAAGUCCUGAGGAACGAUUUCAGUACAUCCACCACAUCCUGUCAGAGCGAGCUGUCUGACGUAAAGUCAACGAUGACCUCUGUCCUUCGAAAGGAAAACCUUACUCUGCGGAACAGAUCGCUUUCUCUCGGCGUGCAGGAGACUUGGUCGAUGCAAAACUUUCCACGGAGUCCCCUCGUCAACGAAGUUCUUCCAGAAUUCGUGGUCGACAAGACUUCGAUACCUCCACGAAAUAGGACCUUUCACCCUCCACCGUCCCCAAAGCUCCUCCCCCAAAGUCUCCAAUCUCACGGGCCUCCCUCGCCUGGCCUCCCAUCCCCCGGUAUGCCCUCACCCACCUUCUCGAUCUACAGUGAGACCACCAACAUCGUCACCAUCCCGCCUGCCCCGCCCCGGUCGGCGUCUUUGUUCAAAUUUGCAACUCUUAUGGUAUCAGGACAUAUGGCCAGCAUGUUCAUCCCCAACAUACUAUUGCGGGUCUUCGUCUUGGGUUGCAUCACCGACGUGUGCAUCCUGGCCUUUGCCAGCCCUCACCUGCCCAGCUCUGCGGAGUAUCUUCUGUCAUUCUUGAGAUCGCGUUGA
This is a messenger RNA of Fonsecaea multimorphosa CBS 102226, 1899 nucleotides long. RefSeq lists its product as uncharacterized. Bases 1 to 1899 code for a protein of 632 amino acids. NCBI's taxonomy places the organism in Eukaryota, Fungi, Ascomycota, Eurotiomycetes, Chaetothyriales, Herpotrichiellaceae. The record is from RefSeq and is a predicted model, not a curated record. The transcript has a single exon.